Messenger RNA from Spirometra erinaceieuropaei, 4041 nucleotides. Lineage: Eukaryota; Metazoa; Platyhelminthes; Cestoda; Diphyllobothriidea; Diphyllobothriidae. The record is from the annotation of a GenBank genome assembly.
AUGAUGCUUCGUUUUUUCUACCUGCUUGUCUUAAUUCAACUGUCAUACGGCUGCUUUAAAUGGAACUGUAGGUCUCCUAUUAUUUUGUACUUGUUGCUUGCAAUACUCAGAAUAAGAACUGCCUGAAAUACUGCACCUCAUAUUUCGUUUUUUAAUCCAUAGGCAAAAUAAAAAUAUUGGCAGUUCUAAAUGUCUAUUAAGCACUUUAAAGCUUAAUUAUAUCGCGGAAUAUUAAUAAAAUUAAUUUCUGAUUUUUACAUACAUGUAAAAACCCCGCCUCAACAUGACACCAUGCGUUUUCAUGGACGGUUGAUUUGCUGUCCAAUAUUUUUAAAUGCGGCUUCGGUUAGAAAAGAUCCCCGUAGAUAAGCUGUAAAACUAACAGUAGCGUGGUUUAAUCACAAAAAAUUUCAGUGAUACCGUGAGGCCGUCCUUUAAAUGCGCUUCUAACGGGCGGGCUGCAAAAACACGAUUCUGUAAGAAAUGGCAAAUGAUUCAGUCAAACAAUUUUUGGAGCUUUUACAUAUCCUAGCACAUUCUACAGAAAACAUGCACUGAGUUAUUCUUGUGUCUAUUUGGUAACAUACAGCCUUUUUUUAGAUUAUUUUCUUUGCGAAAGCGUACAUUUUAUUUUACAAAAUUCUGAAAUAUCGCACGAUUUUGAACCCGACCAAAAUUGACAUCUGCCUUGAAGGUUUCUACACUAUAAGUUGCAUAUAUUUCCUGCAAACGAAAUGGCUCUAAAAACAUAAUACUAAGAAGGUGCAACAUAGUACUCGUUAAAUUCUGCUAUGGAAGUAGACCACGCUGUAUACUUUAGAAGCAGGAUUAAUACAUGGUCGGAUAUGAUGCUGUAUUGGUUGAUAUAUCCCACUCUUAAAAAAUCUCAGAAUUACACAUUCCUUUGGAAACUGAAAUGCUUUUCGUGGAGUUAAAAAAAUUGAAAAAGAUGCAAUGUACUGCCCAAUAAGCAUAAAGGUUUGUUUGUGUAUACUUUCUGCAGAAUGGGCUUUUAUGUGUAGCAAAUAGAAAAAUAAAUAUAAAAAUUCAUCUUCCCUAAGUAGCCAUUUUUACUCAUUGUGGUUUUUGUAAGCCACCGAAAAGAAGGUCUUUAACCAACCGGCAUUUCGAUAUGAUGAAAUUAUACUGUGAUUAUGCUGCGCGACAGUUAGCUUUCCGGCCCGACUUAAGUAGCAUAUUAUAAUCAAAAACACAUUUAGGAGUUUGGGUUAACAUUUCAUUAGCUAGCACACCAACCGCAGUAUUCCCCUUCGUUUGCGUGCACUUAUGGUCCUCGAAAUAUUUAGGUAGAUUUCGAUAAAAUUUUGCUUGGCGUGCGGUGGAUGAUGUGCAUCGGUGGUGUGUACUAGAUUAAGCAAAAGUUUUUGUCGGUGUCUAAUUUAGUUUCGUACAUCGUUGCAUCUCACAGUCCAAUGCUUAGUUCUUACGCAGUCCACUCUGUGUGACUUGAGAGCAGGUAGAAAAAUUCGUCUCUAAAAUGUAUUCAUUGAGCGUGUGAAAUGUUUUUUGGCUUUAGGAUACCACUCGUUUAAGACUGCAGUACUGAUGAAUAUGUCACAUUUUCCGGGGUAUUGCUUUGGAGAAGUAUGCGAGGAUAAGACGGCUGACAACAAUGGGAUUUUCAAAUCAGGCCUUAGAGUAAAGUACUCGUUUGGACAUAAUCAGCUGUGAGUAAGACAACCCAGAGAUCAACAAAUUCAUUAGUUCCUGCACGCUAAAAUCGUGAUUAGAUGGCUAAACGCCAAAACAAAUUUUCGCUGUUGUUAUGCUGACGGACUGAGUAUUAGAGGUGCAUGCGCAGAGUGGAAAAUUUAUCUUGAGUGCACCAAAGGCAACACUGAUAACUGGAUAUGUAUCUGACCAAAAGAGUACAACCUGUCCAGGUAUACUAGCGGUCACAUAGUUGAUCAGGAUAAUGACCAAACAGCACACCAGUUGAUGACCUAAUUAAUAGGCGUCCCACCGUACUCGUGGAAAGCACAUACCUAAUUAAAACGCAUGUCAAAUAACCAUAUCAUAACGUCACUACCAACAACAAUUAGUUCGGCAUUUUAGUAAAGUAUUCUAUAUUAUAAACAAUAGCCAAUGCAUAAAAAGUUCAAAAAGUAGGUAAGGAGGAAAACUAAUCAUUCAAACAAAUAUAUUAAAUGAUCAAAAUUUUCUGUUUUCCUCGGCUUUCACUACUGUGUCGUUGGCUGCAGAGUUAAAAUGACGGGGAUCAUAUGGUUACCUUGUGCAAUCUCGAAUCAGCGGGUUUGACGAUUAUUAUACACGGUAAACAGCACAAUCACGAUGUAAUGAGCGAGCACGUGGUGUUAGUUGACAGACUGCAAACCGCUGAUACAUGGUAGCAGCGGCUCACGUUUUUCCCACUUUCCUGUAACUAAACAGAUUUCGGGCUGUGUGAACAUGCUAGCGUGCGCGCGGGCGGUGAAGAUGGUUGUUUCUUUGCUAAGUAAUGACCUCCUUGGCGACCAGCAUAAGAUUAUAAUUAUUUGCUAUUUUUAUUUUUUCUCAAAGUAUUUGGCGGAGAGAAUAAUGCAAAUGACACCGCCAUUACUACUGAAGCUUAUGGCAACUCAAAUUCACCCUCAAACACAACCAGUGCUCCACCUAAAUCUGGUCCAGAGAACGAGACCAGCAUGAGACCAAAGGCUGGUCAUGGACUUCAGGAACAACAAAAUGGACUUAACGGUCCAGGAGUUAAUCUGUUUGUCAAUAGCAAUUCCACGGGUGAGUUCAAAUUCCUACUUACGCAGACGCAAGGCAUGAGCCAAGUAUAUACUUAAGUAUUUUCCUUUAACUAAGUAGUUGUUAAGGAUCAUAUUAUUUAGUGAAUUUUCCCAGGCCUAGUUCAACCUGCGCAAAGCUACAGGCGGGGGAUCAACGGAUACUAAUCUUAAGUGCCAUUUUGGCCAACAUUUCCUCGGUUCCAGGGCAUUUGAACGCAUGUAAACAGAUAAUGACGGUUAAUUUCAAAGGUUCUUUUGGCGAAGCAGUCUCUCAGCCAAAACAUUCACAUACUAAUAGUCUAGUCGCCGUGGGAUUAGUCGUUACUAAGCAACGCUCAGUAGGCAAAUGAGGUCACCACAGACGGUGGAUAAAUUUACAGUGCGCGACCUAACUCAUGAACUGUUGUCUGAAAUUCUGAAAUGUGUUUUCGAUUAGGAAAUAUGACUUAGUCGCGGUUGUAAUACUGAUUAUUUUAUAGCAUUUUCUUAUAACAUUUUGGACUUGGCUGGAUGUCGGCUUUUAAAUGCAUAUCUUUUCAAUCUCCUGCAGAAAGCGUGCUCGGGAAAAAAUGACUACUUAAGUAGCAUGCAUUUUUCCCAUUAAUUUUCGAUGGUCUUGGAAAUUCAAAUAUAUUUUAUAGAAAUAACAAACAAAAAUAUGCUUUCUUUUAGUCAGUCAAUAGAGAAUUACGUCUUAUUUAUAUUGUAUACUUAAGAAGGAGCAUAAUUAGGUUUGAAAAAAGUUUUCUAAUUGCCGAAUAAUUUGGAGCCUGAUCAUUCGUUGGAUUAGCGCUUAGUGAUUACAUUCUACAAGGCGCAUGCGUUCCGCGUAAAGAAAAUCCCAUAUUUUUCUAUGUCAUUAAAGAGGUAUCAUACAGGGUCCAUAAAAUUUUGCAAUGGAUGCGGACCAUGUUGUAUAUUUCAUGAGUAGCAGUGGUAAACGUCCAGGUACGAUGCUAUGUGAAUGGACAUAUCGCGGUCUUAAAAAGUCUCAUAAUUUAAAAUCCGACAUCCAGCAAAGUCCAAAAUGUUAUAAGAUUAGGCUUUAAAAUAAUCAGUAUUACAACCGCGACCAAGUAAUCCUUCCUAAUCGAAUACGCAUUUUAGAAUUUCAACCAACAUUUCAUGAGAUAGGUCACGCACUGUACCAUGCUUGAUAGCACAGCCCUUUUAAUUUAUCAACUCUUCAUUUUUGCUUCUAGGCAAGACAACCUCCAGCUCCACGCGCUCUCAAUUCGGAUUGGAGUUGUUCGCUUUUUCACUCGCGGUCGUGCGCUCUUUAUUUUAA